Sitophilus oryzae (rice weevil) is the source of this 553-nucleotide messenger RNA. RefSeq lists its product as uncharacterized. Lineage: Eukaryota; Metazoa; Arthropoda; Insecta; Coleoptera; Curculionidae. Bases 86 to 553 code for a protein of 155 amino acids. The record is from RefSeq and is a predicted model, not a curated record. The transcript is spliced from 4 exons. Gene Ontology annotation, cellular component: membrane; septate junction. Gene Ontology annotation, biological process: regulation of tube size, open tracheal system; septate junction assembly.
GGCGUUGACUUUUUGUUGAUUAUAAAAUGUCAACAAACUAAACUGUUUUUAAAUUAAAAAAUAAAGAUACAAAAAAUACACCACAAUGAGUACAGACUUAGAAAAAAAUAAUUAUCCCAAAGCCUCAAAAUACUUGGUAAAUGGGGCACUGUUAACAUAUAUCGCCGGGAUGCUUUUGAUGAUUGCAUUUUGCAGUCCAUAUUGGGUCAAGUCAUACGAUGAAACUUUUUCCAAUUUUAAAAACAUGGGCCUGUGGGAGUAUUGCUUCCAAGAUUUUCGUUACCCCUAUUAUCAAUUUGACCAUCUCUUUAAUGGUUGUCAUCAUGUGUUUAGCCAGGAAUAUUAUGUCAUUAGAGAAUGGUUAUUACCGCCCUGGUUAAUGGCUGUGCAAGCUUUCGUUACUAUGUCCUUUUUACUCAGUUUUGGGUGUCAAGUAAUUAUGGCUAUGCAAUUGUGUAGGUGGCCUUUGGAGUUUGUUCUGAGAUAUGAAUGGAUUUUAUCAGGAAUUGACUUCAUUUGCGUAACAGCAACAGCUAUAUCAGUUAUCAAAUGA